Molecule: messenger RNA, 1245 nt
Organism: Nerophis lumbriciformis (worm pipefish)
Lineage: Eukaryota; Metazoa; Chordata; Actinopteri; Syngnathiformes; Syngnathidae
Source: RefSeq, a predicted model, not a curated record
AUGGAGAACGCAAACAACACAACAACUUUGUCUCAAUUUGACCUUCCUUUGAACCAAACCACAAAAGAAGAAGAAGUGAGGUUGAGUUACCAGGUUCUCACCUCUUUCCUCCUUGUCGCGCUCAUCCUGUGCGCAAUUUUUGGGAACGCGUGUGUGGUUGCGGCCAUCGCGUUGGAGCGCUCGUUGCAGAACGUGGCCAACUAUUUGAUCGGUUCUCUCGCUGUCACCGACUUGAUGGUGUCGGUGUUAGUUCUGCCCAUGGCGGCAUUGUACCAGGUUUUAAACAGGUGGACUUUGGGACAAAUUCCGUGCGAGAUUUUCAUCUCUUUGGAUGUUUUAUGCUGCACCUCGUCUAUAUUGCACCUGUGCGCCAUCGCACUGGAUCGAUACUGGGCCAUUACCGAACCCAUUGACUAUCUAAAGAAGAGAACACCACGGAGAGCGGCAGUUCUGAUCAGCGUCACCUGGCUGGUUGGGUUUUCCAUUUCAGUGCCGCCUAUGUUGAUUAUGCGCUCCCAGCCGAACAACGUGGAAGAAGACAGAAAAAACCCGAAACAGUGUAAGAUUAGACAAGACCUCUGGUACACUAUUUACUCCACUUUUGGUGCUUUCUACAUCCCGCUCAUGCUUAUGUUGGUUCUAUACGGGCGGAUAUUUAAAGCUGCAAGAUUCCGCAUCAGAAGGACUGUGCGUAAAAGUGAAAAAAAGAAAGUGGCCGACUCCUGCUCGGCUGUAUCUCCCGCACUCUUCCACAAAAAGACACCCAGAGAGGCGCAGACUAAAAGCUGGAAACGGAGCGUGGAGCCGCGCCCGGUUCCGUGCAUCAACGGCGCGGUGAAACACGCCGAAGACGGAGAAUCUCUUGAGAUCAUCGAGGUUCACAGUAGUCUGAAAGGCAGUCUUCCGCUCCCUAAUACCCCGAGCACUAUGCCGUUGUUCGAGAGCAGACACGAAAAGGCAACUGAGGCCAAAAGGAAGAUCGCUCUGGCUCGGGAGCGCAAAACGGUGAAGACGCUGGGCAUCAUCAUGGGCACGUUCAUCCUCUGCUGGCUGCCCUUCUUUAUUGUCGCCCUCGUCAUGCCCUUCUGCCAGGAGUCGUGUUACAUGCCACGCUGGCUGGAGGACGUGAUCAACUGGCUUGGCUACUCCAAUUCACUGCUCAAUCCCAUCAUUUACGCUUACUUCAACAAAGACUUUCAGGGGGCUUUCAAGAAGAUCAUCAAGUGUCAUUUCUGCAGACCCUAA